AUGGCGCCGUCGGACGAGCAGCGCCGCAGCCAGAAGUCCAUCAUCCGCUCCCUGGACAAGCGCAGCAAAGGCCUCUGCAAGAAGGCUACCGAGCUCUCCACCCUCUGCAACGCCGACGUCUGCCUCGUCUGCUACCGUCCCGGCGCCACCGCCCCGGUCGUGUGGCCCGAAGACCCCACCCGUGUCGGCCGCACCAUCGGCCGCUACCUCGCCGCCUCCCCCUCCAAGAAGCUGGCCAAGAACCAGGUCAGCUUCAAGAACCCCAACCCAGGCCAAGCCCAAGAAGCCGUCACGAACAACGACGACGACGACGAUGAGGAGGAGGAGGAGUGUAAAGAGGCCAAGGCCAGGAAGGGCAAGAAGAAGGUGGUGGAUACAGAGGACAGUCUCCGGUUACCAUGGCCGGACGACGAUUGCGCGCUGGGGUCUCUGGUGGAGGCGUUGGACUCUAGGCUGAAGAAGGUGAGGGACAGGAUCGAGCAGCUGGUGGCAGAAGACAUAGCGUCGACCUCGACGGCACCGGCACCGCAGGAUAAGUACUCGACCGCCACAGGAGGCGCCUCCACAAGCUGCAGCGCUUAUAGGGAACCGCCGGCUCCGGCGUUCGCAACCGUCUGCCCAUGCAUGUACUGCCCUCUGCACGGGUACUGGGCCAUGCGACGUCUGCAUGGCCAAGACCAAAACCGAAGGGAAGACAGGAGUUGA
Messenger RNA from Musa acuminata subsp. malaccensis (wild Malaysian banana), 705 nucleotides. Its product is annotated as agamous-like MADS-box protein AGL80. Gene Ontology annotation, biological process: regulation of transcription by RNA polymerase II. Gene Ontology annotation, molecular function: DNA-binding transcription factor activity, RNA polymerase II-specific; protein dimerization activity; RNA polymerase II cis-regulatory region sequence-specific DNA binding. Lineage: Eukaryota; Viridiplantae; Streptophyta; Magnoliopsida; Zingiberales; Musaceae. The record is from RefSeq and is a predicted model, not a curated record.